Microdochium trichocladiopsis is the source of this 705-nucleotide messenger RNA. RefSeq lists its product as uncharacterized. The record is from RefSeq and is a predicted model, not a curated record. The coding region runs from base 239 to 604 and encodes 121 amino acids. The transcript has 2 exons. Lineage: Eukaryota; Fungi; Ascomycota; Sordariomycetes; Xylariales; Microdochiaceae.
GGGAGUGCCAGUGGAGGACGAGCUCCGAGACCGUCAUCCUCCAAUUCGCAUGCCACGACGCAGUCCGCUUUCGACAGUUCCACGAGCUCUCUCUCCUUCGAACAAAACACCGUCAGCCCUCAACUUUCAGAUGGUGGUCUACACGUCAGGUUCAUGAAUGCGUUCCGCGGCUGGUAGAUCCUCAGAGACACACUAGUCAAAGUCGCCAACGACCUUCCCGCCAAGAUUAGCCACGACAAUGCAUCGCGGCAGAUCAUCGACGAGAAUGAGGUCGUGCCUGCUCUAUGGAUACAUGGCAGCUCCAUUGCUGCAGCGACUCACAGCCGAUCAUGUCUCCAAUCCCAAGCAUAAGUCGACAGUGUCGAGGCAGUAUCCCGCGGGACUCACGUACCUGUACAGAGAUGUGCCGGAGUGCAAACAUAUACUGGCAGGCUUUGCAGCCGGUUUUGCGACACCGGCAAUGGUGGCGUCGACUCUGGAGGCAGACAAAUGCUGCUGGCACUCACUGCUCAGUGCUGGUAUAGACGAGCAGCUGGCUCAGCGUGAUGAGAGCCGCAACCAUCAGUUUGGGACAUUCUUUCUCUGUGUCAUUGGCGGAAUUUAGGAUCGUGUUGCUCCUGCCUUCACGGACCCGUUGCCAACCAAGAGCACGACUUCAUGGGCACAGAGUCCUGUCUAUUAAUACUUGCACUUUCCCAAUGCCAC